Molecule: messenger RNA, 720 nt
Organism: Pteropus alecto (black flying fox)
Lineage: Eukaryota; Metazoa; Chordata; Mammalia; Chiroptera; Pteropodidae
Gene: BTBD17
Product: BTB domain containing 17
Exons: 4
Coding region: 1-720 (239 amino acids)
Molecular function (GO): protein binding
Source: RefSeq, a predicted model, not a curated record
AUGCUUAGGCUGGGCUGUGCCAAGCCUGGGUCCUGGGGCAGCUUCUGGGCCAUCCUGACCUUGGUGGGCCUGGCUUCUCGUGCAGCCCAGAGAGCUGAUGUCGGCGGGGAGGCAGUGGGCACUUCCAUCAACCACUCCCAGAUGCUGCUCCAGCGCCUGCAGGAGCUUCUGAAGCAGGGCAAUGCCAGCGACGUGGUUCUGCGGGUGCAGGCUGCGGGCACCGACGAGGUCCGUGUCUUCCACGCCCACCGCCUGCUGCUGGGAAUGCACAGCGAGCUGUUCCGGGAGCUGCUGAGUAAUCAGAGCGAGGUGGUCCUGCAGGAGCCCAGGGACUGCGCUGCCGUCUUUGACAAGUUCAUCAGGUACCUGUACUGCGGCGAACUGACAGUGCUGCUGGUCCAGGCCAUCCCCCUGCACAGGCUGGCCACCAAGUACGGCGUGGCCUCCCUGCAGCGCCAGGUUUUGAACUACAGGGCUAGGGAGCUGAAAAACGCGGCGGGCGUGAGCUUCCAGAAGACCGUGCUGGUCGGGGCGCGCCACCACGGUCGCCUGCUGGUGCGUCACGCCUACAGCUUCCACCAGAGCAGCGAGGAGGCAGGAGACUUCCUGGCGCAUGCGGAUCUGCAGCGGCGCAAUUCUGAGUACCUGGUGGAGAACGCCCUGCACCUCCACCUCAUCGUCAAGCCCGUCUACCACACCCUCAUCCGGACCCCCAAGUAG